Messenger RNA from Acanthaster planci (crown-of-thorns starfish), 2465 nucleotides. RefSeq lists its product as uncharacterized. Gene Ontology annotation, molecular function: RNA binding. The record is from RefSeq and is a predicted model, not a curated record. NCBI's taxonomy places the organism in Eukaryota, Metazoa, Echinodermata, Asteroidea, Valvatida, Acanthasteridae.
UUCGUAUGCUACCGUCAGGCGUUUGAUCACACUCGCUUUGUGUCAAAAGGGUCGAUCAUUUUAGAGCGAAGUCCGCGAUUUAUUGAAAUUGCAACCAUUUAACUGUAGUCGGGUACCCCAAUACCUAAAAAAUGUUCCAGUUUUUCCCCUAUGUGUUGUAAUGAACCCGAUAAACCAGACGUACCUUUUCCACGUGCAAGGCUGCUGUUUUCGUGAAGGACGCGACUGAGGAUUGUCCGAGCCAAAAAUCGCCAAAACGGAUCUGAAUAAUAAAAUGCAGGGGAAGAAGACAAAUUUACGUAAAAUGGCUGAUGACAGUGAAGUCAGCGCUGACAGAGACGAAAAAGGCGUGGUGUAUCUGUCCCACAUCCCUCACGGAUUCUAUGAGCCUCAAAUGAAACAUUUCUUCCAGCAGUUUGGGAAGGUGACAAGGCUGAAGCUGUGGCGCAGCAAAAAGAGUGGUAAGUCCAGAGGAUUUGCCUAUGUUGAGUUUGAGUAUGCUGACGUGGCCAAGAUUGUGGCUGACACCAUGAAUAACUACCUCAUGUACCGGAAACUGCUCAAAUGCAAAUUCAUCCCAAAGGAGGAGGUUCGCCCCGGCUCUUUCAGCAAUUCCCACCGGCCGUUCGUCAAGCCGUACCACCGCAAUCUGUCAGUGAAACGUCACAACAGUCUCCUGACAGCGGACGAGGCCCGCAUCGUCAAGACCCAGCAGCGACUGGUCCAGAAAGAGGGGAGACGAAGGAAGAAGAUGGAGAAGCUCGGCAUAGAGUGCAAGCUGCCCGGAUAUGCAGAAGAGUGGAAGAGCAUCAAGAAGGCCCGUGCCAUCAUCCAAGAGGAGAAGAGAGUGGAAGCCCUGAGGCUGAAGGAGAUUGAACAAAGGAAGCAGGAGGCCUUGAAACGGGCCAAGCGCAAGGCCAAGCAGCUUUCGCUCAAGCGGAAGAUCGGCAAGAGGCGGAGACGGAGAGAGGCCAGAGAGGAGGCGGAGGCCAAAAAGCUCCCUCAGUCAUCUGCCGAGGAGAAAUCCCCGGAAGGAGGUGACAUCAGCGAGGUAUCCCCGAAACGUAAGUCCCAAGAUUCGGCAGCGUCGUCAUCCAGUGAACCGGAUGGGCAGCCCCAGAAGAAGAAAGGUAGACUGUCAACGCCACUUUCCCUGGCCAAAGAGGUGGCCACCUCUUCCUCCCCAAUUCAGAAAAAGAAGGAGGACAAAUCGGCUACUCUGAGUCAAAGAAGGAAAAGUAGUCGAUUGUCUUUGAGAAGAGAGGGUAAACCAGUAGCAUCUCUGGCUGACAAGUCAAAACUGGCAACACCAAAGGAGACCAAAGCUUCAGUGAAAAGCACAACAGCUACCCCAAAGACUGCAGGAAAGAGUCAGGCAAAGGAUAGCUCAGCGGCUCCACAAGCGUGCACGGAGAGCCAUGAAAAACUGAACAGUCCCGCUAAUGAUCGGAAGCUUCGCUCAGAGACGAAGACACCUCGGAGUGGACGAAACAUGAAGGCCUGGGAGACAGAGCCCUCAACUGAUGAGUUUGAGAGCAGCGACACCACUGAAGAGGAGGCAAAGGUUAAAGAGUUCACGGGGAUCCAACUCAGUGUGUCAGAGAAGGCAGCAGUGGAUACCAAGGAGAGAGGGAAGUUCCAGGAAGGAAUCAGCUUUGAUGGGGACCAGUUAGUGAUUUUUUGAGAAAUCUAAUGACUUCUCAACAAGUCAUUAUAAGAAACCAUUUAACUUCAACCCUCCUGGAGCCAUCAAAAUCCAAUAGGGCAUUUUGGAUGAUUUUAGGAAGUUUAAGGGAAAAAAAUGCCUGUGGAUCCGGACACUGUGGUUGAUAUCAAAGGAUUCAGGAAGACUUCUGUAUGUCUUCGGAGUUUGAGUUUAUUGAAUCCGUUUUACUGGAAAAAAGUUUUCAUUUUAGUCUUACUGUCAUCUAUUGAUUAUCAUCGAUGAAUCUGAUUCAUGCCACAUGAUUGCAAUUUUAAAUGGUUUGUCCACUUUGCGUCUAUUCUGAUGGUAUGAAGGUCUUUUGGAGGCAGACAACCAUCAUGGCUUGAUUCCAUUUAGCUGUUUUUAAGGUCAGUAAUUUUGAAAACAGCUGCUAAAAACAAAUGAGGUUUUCAAUGAAAGUAACAGAAGUUGUUUCCUUUGAAAAAAAUUUUGUGGCUAUUCCCUUCAUGAACAUUUUGCUGAAAAUAUAUCACUUUCCAGCUCGAAAGAUAUAAUUUGUUACAAAGGACCCGGCUGAGCGGAAGCGCAGUUGGACCAUGCACAUGUUGAUGCACGUACAUGUAGUUACGUGUUUGUAGUGUAUAAUUAAGAACUGAACUCGAAUAUUUGUAUGAAUCAAGGAGUUCUUGUCUGUAUUAUGCUGAUAAUCAAUGACCUUAGAUUUCAGAGAUUUGGGGAACUGAUCAACGUGUGAAAGAGACGCAAGUCAUGUUUUUUUGUGGAUUCACAUUCUGUAAAU